AUGGGCAUUGUAGGCUGUGGCAGCUAUCUUGGUGGAACAAGUGGUACAUUUACAAGUCCUGGCUAUCCAUAUGGUUAUCCAAACUAUGCUUAUUGCACAUGGUAUAUAGAGGUUGAAAGAGGCAGUAAAAUAGAACUCAAUUUUACAUCGCUUAGAUUGGAAACCUCUUCCAACUGUCAAUAUGACUCAGUUUCUAUGUAUGAUGGACCAUCAUCUAGCAGUCCUCUGAUUGCAACCAUCUGCAACAACUUAAGCACAACAUUUGAAUCUUCUUCAAACACGAUGACAGUGAUAUUCCGCAGUGAUGGAUCUGUCACAUACCCAGGGUUUUAUGCUGAGUACAGAGCUAUUUCAGACCAUCCUAAUUUGAAAAUCUCAUGCUCUUCAUAUGAUAUGUCAGUCACCCUUCUGAGAUCAUAUAUUGAGUCACUGGGGUACAAUGCAAGUCAGCUGCAUUUGAAUGAUGAUUAUUGUAGAGCACAAAACUAUGGAUCAGAGAUUAUCUUCAGAUUCCCUUUAAACAGAUGUGGAACUUCUCGAGAGGUCAUAAAUGGAGACAUAAUCUAUUCCAACAACAUCAGAUCUUCACAAAUAAGUGGACUGAUCACAAGGCAGACAUAUCUCAAAUUCCAUGUCCGCUGCAGGAUGCAAAAAAAUGCAAGCGCAGAGAUCAUGUACAAAGCAAGGGGAGGUAUCACAGCCAAUGAAACUGGCACAGGAACUUACAAGAUCACAAUGAUGUUUUACUACUCGGCUGGAUUUUACAGUCCUGUAAUAGAAAGUCCAUAUAUUGUGGAUCUCAAUCAAGAGCUCUUUGUCCAGCUCAGCCUCAACUAUUCAGAUUCUUUUCUAAUCAUUUUUGUGGAUACCUGCACUGCCUCUCCAUCUCCCUAUCAGUUCUCCUAUCCUUCCUAUACCUUGAUCAGGAAUGGGUGUGUAAGAGAUCCUACGUAUGUCUCCCUGUCCAAUAGCCCAUAUGACUUUGCCCGAUUCAAAUUCCGUGCCUUCAAGUUUAUUGAUUACUCCUCCAGUGUCUACUUGAAGUGCAAAGUGGUGGUGUGCCAGAGGAAUGAUUAUUCUUCCCGGUGUUUCCAAGGGUGCCAACCAAGACGCAGAAGAGCUUUAAGCUCGCCCAAUGAGCAGUAUUCUGUUGUACUGGGAGCUAUACAGCUGAGAGACAAUAAACAAGCAGAGGGAAGGAUAAUACAUGAAAAGGAAUCAGGGACACUCAUCCUGAAAGGUGACUCAGUUAGUGAGAAUCCCUCAACCCAAGUGCCAGUGACAAUUGCAAUCACGGCUCUUGCUUCCAUCAUUGUUAUCUUGGUCGGCAUCACCCUGAAGCUGUACAGGAAUCAGAAGAAAAUGAACGAAGAAACACUUUUAAAUUAGUGUUUGCAUCAGUAAAGACAUUUUAACAUAAUUAGCUAUUUUUUCUCUGAUUCUGGAGAUUUCUUUGCUCUGUCUCUACAUCUCUCAGUAGUUGUCAUAAUAAUAAUUUGAUAAUUGAAACUUGAUAAUAAUAUUUUGAUCAUUGAAACAUCAACUUAAAUAAGAUUGCCUUUCUUUUUCUAAUUUUUUUUUAAAUAUAUAGAAAGUCAGUCCACAAAGAUGAGGGCUCCUGUGAUAAAGCAAGACUGGAAUUUUUGAACCCAACCCUGGAAGCAGCUAAACUAACUGUUGGCCCUAGGAAUAAAAUCCAAGCAUAGGAAAGCUAUGAAAGACCCACAGCAGAACAUGAAAGCGAGCACACACAUAGAAUUACAGGCAAGCCCUUCUUUAGAAAUUAAGAACGCAAAUAAUGAAGUGCUGAAAUGUGUACAGCAGAGCAGGAGAAUGGCCGUAACAAACACCUGAGUAUAAGAAAAAAAAGCAAGAUGGCAGCAGAUAAGUGCAUUGAUAUCUAAACCGUCUUAGAUGGAAAAAGAAAUCCAUCAUUUAGAUCCUAAUUUAACUGAGAUAAAAAUGUUUGUUUCCAUGUUGGAUUAGACUAAUGCUAUUCUUACAUUAAUUUAGGCUUCAUUGGCCUCUCUUGUUUAAAUUUCACUCACUCAUCAAUUGUAAUAACCCACUUGGUCCAUUAGAUGGCACCACAGCCUAGCCAAGCACCAUCAGCCCUGAAUGGGACACCAGUCCCAUGACAGGCUGCAUGACAGAAUUUUCUGGAAUAAAAUAUUAAAAAUCAAUAGAAAGAGAUCUGAUCAAAUGUGAGGCAUAGAUGGGACAAAUUUUAACACCAACAUUUAAAGGAGUAAAAAGCAUAUUAAUGCAUAGGUGAAUUACAAAUGAAAGGUUCAAAAUAGCAAUGAAGGGACCUCCAGAAGGAGGUCAUUUAAGCUUCACUCCUGAAUUAUUACAGUCCUCAGUUCCUUAACACAAAAGCAGAAAGUAAGUGCAAUAAAAUGUCUCCUAGUGAUCAGCAUCUACAGUGGAUGCCCAAAACCACCUAAAAUAAGAAUGCUAGGAAAACAUACUGUAAGUGUAGUAUAUAGUAAGCAAGUCAAAGGAGUGCCUUGCAUUAUUUCCUUUAAUAUGUUCCUAACAUUCUGGGAAAUCCAGGAUAAGAAUCUUUAAAAGUUGUUUUCAUCAAAAUCUAUUUUAUUUUAAGAUCAAAAGGCUAGCAAAACCAUGACUUUGCUAUACCUGGGUAGUUCUAGUUAUGGUUUAAUGUAAAAAAUAUACAAUUUAUUUUUUUUUUUGUAUUACAAUUUUAUCUUUUAUUAAAAUAAUAUUAAGUAGCUUGGCAGAAGUGAGAAAAGUAUUCAGGAGGUUAAUUUCUCAGAGCAGUGCCAUUGGGGAAGCAUAUUCUUUCUUUUAUCUUUGUAAAGGAUUCUGUAUACAGAAUUGUAACAAAUGAAACUACAGGUUUAAUUUCAGAUUUGAGGCAUGUUGAUUAGCAUAUGCAUCUAUGACAAUAUUGACAACAGUGAACCUGUGAACUACAGUAUGUCACGUCACACAGGGAUUGAAAUCCUGAGGUUUGGUGGUUGUGCCUCAAGGGAUAAUGUUUCAACAUGAACAGCAAAGUUGAUGAAUUUUUUUUUUUUUUUUUUUUGUCUAAAUAUACCAACUCAUAAAUUAAAUUUUAAAGUCAUAAAAUACACAGCUCUUACAUAAAAUGAAAUUUUUGUAUAAUGCAUGAAGAAUAAGUUUGGCUAAUAUCUGAAGUUUUCUUUUAGAAUGACUUGUUGACAAGCUUGAUGCCGCUUAAGUAUGAAAACAUAAUUGAAAUUUUCAUCAUAGUGAAUUCAAAUGAGAAAAAGGAAAAUUUUAAAGAUACCUACUGAUCUAAACAGUACUAUCACAAGAAGUAAUUCAAUUUCUGAGUAAAAAAGUAAUGUAAGGUUGGCAGUAUUUUGUUUGUAAAGCAAAUUAAAUGCCGAAUGGAUAAUCAAUAAUAAACAACAAUAAAGAACAA
This is a messenger RNA of Erpetoichthys calabaricus (reedfish), 3415 nucleotides long. RefSeq names its product CUB and zona pellucida-like domain-containing protein 1. The record is from RefSeq and is a predicted model, not a curated record. Bases 1 to 1389 code for a protein of 462 amino acids. NCBI's taxonomy places the organism in Eukaryota, Metazoa, Chordata, Cladistia, Polypteriformes, Polypteridae. The transcript is spliced from 7 exons. Gene Ontology annotation, cellular component: cell surface.